UCCCAGCCGUUUGAACUGCGCUGGAGACCUGGACGUGGCUUGGGUGCUUCCUGGGCGCGCUGUGGCAGAAUAAACUGCGCCUAGAUCAGGUACUUGAGCUCGGGAGGACGUCCAAGCCUGAAAGGAAACCCGGCGAAAGGAGGGAAGCGUCCCAAAGGGUAAUAAUCACCAACAGCGCAAGAAACCUAGGAAAUUGCUUCUAGGAGAAUUGUCGGAUGCUGGAAUGAGAACCAGCGCUCCCUAGUGCUCUUCCCGCUGCAUUAAUCCGCGUUGCAUAGAAUAUUCUCCAAGUUCCAGGACCUCUGCAACCCACAAGCACCUUGCCUUCCGCACCACUACCCCACCAGGCCCUAACCCCGACUGUGUCCCGGAGUGGGCGGGACUUCUUUCAGGCUUUCAGCCACCGCAGCCAUCACCAUGGAGAUCGUCUACGUCUACGUCAAGAAGCGCAGCGAGUUUGGGAAACAGUGCAACUUCUCAGACCGCCAGGCUGAGCUGAACAUCGACAUCCCGCCCAACCCUGAGCUGUCCUCGCUGUAUGUGGAGCGGAACCCAGUGGACACGGGCAUCCAAUGCUCGGCCAGCAUGUCAGAACACGAGGCCAACACGGAGAGGUUUGAAAUGGAGAGCUGUGGGGUUAAUCACAUCGAGGGGGGCUGGCCCAAGGAUGUGAACCCCCAGGAGCUGGAACAGACCAUCCGCUUCCGGAAGAAAGUGGAGAAAGACGAGAACUACAUCAAUGCCGUCAUGCAGCUGGGCUCGAUUAUGGAGCAUUGUAUCAAGCAGAACAACGCCAUUGACAUCUACGAGGAGUAUUUUGAUGAUGAGGAGGGUGUGGAGGUGACUGAAGAGGCCCCUUCAGCCAAGACCAUCAAUGUCUUCAGGGACCCUCAGGAGAUCAAGCGGACAGCCACACACCUCUCCUGGCACCCUGAUGGCAACAAGAAGCUGGCGGUGGCUUAUUCCUGCUUGAACUUCCAGCGAGCCCCUGUGGGCAUGAGCCACGAAUCCUAUAUCUGGGACCUGGAAAACCCCAACAGACCAGAAAUUGCCCUGAAACCAUCUUCUCCUCUUGUCACCCUGGAGUACAACCCCAAGGAUUCCCACGUGCUCCUAGGGGGUUGCUACAAUGGGCAGAUAGCCUGCUGGGACACCCGGAAGGGCAGCCUGGUGGCAGAGCUGUCCACCAUCGAGUUCAGCCACCGAGACCCAGUGUAUGGCACCAUCUGGCUGCAGUCAAAGACAGGCACCGAAUGCUUCUCAGCAUCCACGGAUGGGCAGCCAACUAAGUUCAUGGUGGGCACCGAGCAGGGCAUCGUUAUCUCCUGCAACCGCAAGGCCAAGACAUCAGCCGAGAAGAUCGUUUGUACCUUCUCAGGCCACCACGGCCCCAUCUAUGCCCUCCAGAGAAACCCCUUCUACCCAAAGAACUUCCUGACUGUUGGUGACUGGACAGCCCGCAUAUGGUCUGAGGACAGCCGGGAGUCGUCUAUCAUGUGGACCAGGUACCACAUGGCUUACCUCUCUGAUGGAGCCUGGAGCCCUGUGAGACCAGCAGUUUUCUUCACUACCAAGAUGGAUGGGACCCUGGACAUCUGGGACCUGGUGUUCAAGCAGUGUGACCCUGCCCUCAGCCUGAAGGUGUGUGAUGAGGCCCUCUUCUGCCUCCGGGUCCAGGACACCGGGUGUCUCAUUGCCUGUGGCUCCCAGCUUGGAACGACCACUCUGCUGGAGGUCUCCAGCAGUCUCUCCACCCUGCAGAGGAACGAGAAGAACAUAGCAUCUUCUAUAUUCGAACGUGAGACCCGGCGGGAAAAGAUCCUGGAGGCCAGACACCGUGAGAUGCGGCUGAAGGAGAAAGGCAAGGCGGAGGGCAAAGAUGACGAGCAGAAGGAUGAGGAGAUGGCCCUGAACCUUGAAGAGCUAGUUGCCAAAGCUGAAGAGGAGUUCUUCGAGGUCAUCUUUUCAGAGCUGAAGAGAAAGGAGGUAGAGGCAUUGAGGAAGAGCCCGAAGCCUAAAAAGCCAAGUGUGGAGACAGAGGACGUAGAGGACCUGUUGGAAGAGAAUGCCGGUGAGGAGGAAGAAGCCGGCGAACAAGCUGGUGAAGAGAGAGAAGAGGAUGUGUCCCCCUAGGGCAGCAUCUGCCCACAGCGCUGUCCCUUUGUGUCCCUGCCGAGCCUUCUCCAUGCCACCUCCUCUGACAAGGGAAAGCUGAGUUUCUUUCUUCGACAGUUUUGGAUGGGGACGGAUCAGGGACAGUCACUGCCCCAUACUGGGGCUGAGCCCCGUGUGCACCCCUUUUUAGUUGGGGGGGAAGGGAUAGGGCUAGCUCCUCCGACUUCAGCUACCCCAUAGCUCAUUCCAGCUCAGGACACACACAGCCUUCAGUUAGACUACACACACACACACACACACACAGAUACACACACACACAUGGCUAGAUACAGACCUAGAUUCUGCUUAUCACAGGUUCCCCAAUUAAGAGUUACUAGGUGCCUUUCUCUAGAAGCUUCCAGAGCUCAGCUGAGCAUGCCCCCAUGGUACAGGGGCCCCAAGAGCACCUACAGAGGGGCAUGUUUCUUUCUCCCUCUCCACCCCCCUCACCUACUUUCAAAUAGGAACAGAAGCUUUGUCCCCUUCUCCAAUGAAUGCCUCUCCAGGCAGCCCGCAGCGGGUAUCUUGACACAUAGCCACAUAAGGCGGUCUACGAGAAAAUGGGUAGAUGGACCUGGCUCUCCUUGUACAUGCAUGCCUCUUAUUACUAUGCUUUUUAUAAAAAUUAAAUCAGUGA
Molecule: messenger RNA, 2791 nt
Organism: Myodes glareolus (Bank vole)
Lineage: Eukaryota; Metazoa; Chordata; Mammalia; Rodentia; Cricetidae
Source: RefSeq, a predicted model, not a curated record